AUGGAGUGUGCCGGGAAGAGACAGGGGACUCGGUGCACAGGACCAGUCACGAGAAGAUGUGCUCGCUGUGGAGCUGUUGCUUAUUGCUCUGUUUCUCACCAGAUUGUGCAUUGGCCUGAUCAUAAAGAAGAGUGCGGAAGGUUGGAGCAACAUAUGAAGCAUAUGGAUAUCUUGAAUGAGUUUCCUUUCACUUUUACUCAAGAAGCAACCGUUCAGGUGUGUGAAAAGCUGGAGACUAGGUGUUCAGUCUUGAAAAAAAAAGGGGUCCAUCAAAUGGGAAUGUGGUUGUAUGAAUGUUGUUGUGGGAAUUCAGUUAUUUCCUUUGAUUGUUCAAGGUUAAAUAAUUCUUGGGAUCUCUCAAAUACCUUUUGCCCAUGUACUGAGCCUUUAUCUAUGAUAUCGAAGCAUUUAACCAGUUGGAAGGAGUACUAUGAAUGGAGGUCCAUCCCACUGCAUUCACCUGUUUCUUUGCUACUCCACCAGCCUCUUACAAUUUACUAUGCCACUCAAGUAGCUGGUUUAGGAAGGUGGACUUCUGGAAUCAGCCACAAAUUGCACAUACACUAUCUUGGCCCUGAGAAAGAGCUUCUUCAGCUUUCUGUCUUCUCAGAGUUGCAUGCACUUUUUCCUAAUGUGCACGUGCAUAUAGAGCUUGUUGGGCCUGCAAUUCCACAACAGAGAGAUGGUGAAAUGAUUGAGCUAUGCAAUUAUGCCCAUUGCCUUGAUAGAGAUUGCAUAUGUAAAUCCUCAAGUGAGACUGUCAGCUGGGAUGCACAUACUAGUAAACCUUCAACAGUUACAUUGCAACUUAGAAGCGGCUUUUAUCAUGACCGUUACAAGGAUAUAGCUCAGAAUUCAUCUCCGCAUUUAAUCGUUGCUCCAAAUGCAGGAAUUGCUGCUUAUUCAAGCUGGCUACCAACUAUUGAGCUAAUAAAGGAUAUGAAUAUCCCAGCAGUUUUUUCCGAUUACUGCAAAGAAGCUUGUCAUCUUGGAGCCAGUUGCAUUACUGGUGUAACUGGCUGUGCUCUCAAUAUCCCUAUUCAAUUAAAUCCAUUCAGGCAACCAAUGGUGGUGGAAGACAGCGUUCUCUUGCUUCCUUGCUACUCGAAUUGCUUCCUCUACGGGAUGUCAAAGUGGUCUGUCUAA
Prunus armeniaca (apricot) is the source of this 1146-nucleotide messenger RNA. Lineage: Eukaryota; Viridiplantae; Streptophyta; Magnoliopsida; Rosales; Rosaceae. The record is from the annotation of a GenBank genome assembly.